UCUUUACUGAAAAAUAACCAAAGAUAUGCCUUCAGAUUCUUCCACAUCACAAAGCAAGAUGAAGACAACUACAGAGCUUCAGGGGAAAUCUCUCCCCAUGUGGUGGACCAAGCUGUUCGCAAAGCCCUCUUCCUCGACGUGGCGCUUACGGGAACAAGACCCACAUGCAAGGAAUUCCUGAAGGGUGUCUGUAACAUGCAGAAUUGCCGUUUCCGUCAUCUGAGUCGGAGAGAGUACGAGGAUGAGGUAUUCCAUGCUCUGCAGGAUGAGUUUGAGAUUGUUCUUGGUCCUCCUGAGAGACAGCAGUCACCAGGUAUGAAUAUGUUCAGGUCCUUCAGUGGUUAUCAAGACACCCCAAAGUAUGGCACCUCGCCUGUCAACUUCCGAGAAGAGAUGCUGGGAGGAGAAGACCUCCGCACAACACUCUUGGCCCGCACGGAGUUCGAGCCAGAAACCAAGAGGAUGAGACAUUAUUCAGAUGAGCCCAUGUUUUCACAGCAAGAGGACUUCAGCAACAACCAAAGAAGAUGGGACGACAGGAUGGACUUUGAUCGUCAGGAUUUCAGUUCUUAUGACACAGAGCGCCUCAUGCAGGAAAUUUUCAACCUCAGGAAUGACAACUUGGAACUGAAAAGAAGUUCUCAGCAACAAAUCAUGGAACUGAGGGAAGAACUCAAUGCAAUCGCACAAGAAAACACAAACUUCCGCCUGGAAAACUCCAAUCUCCGUUCAAGUACGUCUAUGAAUGCAAACCAGAAAUCAGCUAUAGAUAAACUCAUUGCAGCCAACAACACAUUCAUGCUGGAUAAUAGAAAAUUCCAGGAGACUGUACGCAAGUUAGAGCGAGAGAACAGUGACAUGAGGAAGACCCUAGAGUCAAAGCAAAAAGCCAAGAAUUCUGAACUUGACCGCAAGGUUGAAAAUCUUGAUAAGGAGAAUCGAGAGAUCAGAGAAUCACUUGUAAGGACAACUUCGGCCCUGAAGAAAGUCCAGGAAGAGAAGGUCAAAGUGGAGCAGCACUUGGAGGAGUUACGGGCAAAGCUGCGGGAGUUUGAGUCGAGGGCACAGAGGAAGGACGAGCAUUACCACAAUAGCCAAGGAUCAAGCCGCAGGGAUGACUACCCAGCAGACCAAAUGAACAAAAUUAGAGGGUCACAUGUGCAAGGACUUGAUCGCCGAAGCAACGACUCUGGCUUCUAUGGCCAGGAUAUAAAGGACCAAGACAUGCGUAACAUGGGUACACGAGGACAAGACAGAUAUGAGCCAGAAGUGCAGCGCACGAAUAGCAGGGGUCAGUACAAUCAGGGGCAUAGUAUGAGGGGACAAGAUCUCCAUGGCAUGGAGAUGCGUGGACAAGAUGCAAGAAACUCAGACAUGAGAGUACCAAACAUUCGUGGAAAUGAUAUACGCGAGAAUGACCUGCGGGGGAAUGAUGUGCGUGGAAAUAACUUGCGGGGGAAUGAUGCCCGUGGACAAGAAAUGGACCGAUCAAGGCAAGGAUGGUCAUCAUCCAAUAACUCAUCCCAGCAGUCUAUGUGGCCGGGAAACAAGGAUGUUCUCCCACCAGUGUCAUCGGGGGAUGUUCCCAACCGAACUGGUAGCCUCCUUGGUGAAUAUCAGCCAAUGAACGACCGUUUCAGACCACAGUCCUACCCACCUGUAACCAAAGGACAGGGCCUGCUGAGGACUCCUGCAGAUUUCCCCGGUUACAACAAUCAGAACAUGUCCCAGGGUCUCCUAGAUACUCCCAGUGACCAUCACAAAACAGACUCCCAGUUUUCUUCCCAGCGAUUCGAGGAAAGGGAGUACCGGCUAGGUUACAACAGCGAGUCCAACAACAGCUCCUACGGAAUGGAAAUGCGGCGCCCCAAUACGUCUCAGACAUGGCAAGAGGGAAGCGAUUCUAUGAAAGGGAGAGGCAUGGGGCAAAGUUGGGGACGAAGAGGAAACACGAACCAGAAUUUCUAGUUCCCCCGUAUGUUUAUGCAAACUUGUUAUGAAUUGUAACAUUAAUUUUGUUUUGUUUUCGAAAACAAAAAUAGGAAUGAUUUAUUUUAUUUAUCUUUGUCCACUUGUUUGAUGCACAACCUUUUUUGUUUUUGUUUUUUGAGGUUAGAAGGUAAAAAAUUGUUCUAGAAAUUUCGCAUAUUGUCAUUUAUUAUGUAAUAUAAUAUUGGUAAUUUGAUUUUUCUCAAAUUCUGUAAGCAGUUAUGUCCUGCAUUUCUCACUGCUUUGUACAAUGUAAUGGAAUGAUAUUUUGGAAUUAUAAUUAUGCAGGUUUUCAUUUCAACAUAAUCUCUUGAUAAUGGUAUUAGCAGGAAGAUUCAUACCAGUAGCCCA
Molecule: messenger RNA, 2340 nt
Organism: Penaeus vannamei (Pacific white shrimp)
Lineage: Eukaryota; Metazoa; Arthropoda; Malacostraca; Decapoda; Penaeidae
Source: RefSeq, a predicted model, not a curated record